Molecule: messenger RNA, 1193 nt
Organism: Schizophyllum commune H4-8
Lineage: Eukaryota; Fungi; Basidiomycota; Agaricomycetes; Agaricales; Schizophyllaceae
Exons: 4
Coding region: 46-894 (282 amino acids)
Source: RefSeq, a predicted model, not a curated record
AUCCUCCCUUGGCUAGCAGACGCAAUCUCGUGCGGUGGCGCGAUAAUGGACAGCUCAAGCAGUCAACCGACUAGCCGCACCCUGCAGUAUGCGGUCGCGCAGGCCCCUACGCUGCACGCUCAGUCACCAACACCGCCAGCUUCCCCCACGAAGAGGCGGCCCUUACCGAGUACACCUCCUUCCCGAUCUGCGACAAGCAGACCAGCUAGCGUGCAUGGGAAUAAGCUGGUGAAGAGGGACCCCGCGGCGUUGAGGGAGCGGAGGGCGUCGACGGCGACCGCAUCAACGUCGCAGAGGCCGUUGUCGAUCGCGACGUCGUCUGGGUUCGGUCACUCCACCCAGCUUCAAAGUCUUGCUAGCCCCACCCACUCAACACAACUCCAGACUCAUUCGACUCAUAUGGAGGCGCACUCAACCACCCACUGGAACUCCCUACCACCUCCACCACCGAGCACGAAACCCCUGAGCGCGGAGCAGUACUGGACAACGCGCGCACUGGCGGGGGAAUCAUUGCAUUCCGUGCACUUGCAUUAUCAGGAGAAGCUUCAACAAGCGGUAGCGGAGCAGGAGUGGAAGAGGGAGCGGGAAGUGGCCACACUGACCGAGAAGCACAAGGAAGAGCAAAGGCGGAAGGAGACGUUUAUGCUCACCCUACUCGUCGGGACCUUCAUUACCCUUCUCAUGACCCUUCAUGUCGCUGGACGCGCUACACAGCCACCACCACCGAAUAAAUGGCUUUCAACGCAUUUCACGAUACCAAUACUGUCUCCGUUCGCCUCGGUGGUCGAGCAUGAAGCUUCCAUUGUGGGCACGAAGGUUCUGUCGGUCUGCGUGCUAGUGUUCGGCGCAGUUGCAUAUGCAAGUAUACGAUACUGGCUGUCGAGACCGCGGUAGAGGAGGCAAGCGCGAGAGUAUGACUUGGUGUACUUCAGCCCGGUCGACGCCGCGGUGUGACCGAGGUCGCGGUCAGGAGGAUUCUCCGAGAGCGCAGGAGCUUGUGCUUCAAUGGAAGGAGGUUGGGAGAUGGUUCAAGGGGUGUUCGGAAGGCAAUGUGGCGUCACGGGGAAUUAUGCUUGCGAAGCUGAUGAGGGGACACCCUUGCUGCGUCUUCGCACUGUACCCAGGCCUCUGUAUCCUCAAUUGUUGUAUUCGUAUCUGUACUGCUGGGGCUGCUGUUAGUCAGUUGAGGGACC